AUGGGAAAGAAGGGGUGUUACAACUGUGGUCAGGAGGGACAUCCUUACUUUAAGUGCCCUAGUCCCGUGAGGACGUGUUUCAAUUGUUUCACUCCCGGUCAUGUAAAAGCAGACUGUCCAAAGCUUAAACAACAAGGGCAGAAGGAUGAAAAGAAGAAUGAGAAUCAGAAGGCUCGGGGAAGAAUGUUUCAGAUCACUACCGAGGAAGCCAAGGCCUCACCGAAUGUCGUGUCAGGUAUUUUCUUAAUCAACCAAAUACCCAUGAAUGUGUUAUUCGAUUCUGGUGCUAGCAAAUCUUUCGUGUCAGACGAACUUAUGUGUUACCCCUCUUUUAGAAAGGAACGAAUGCCUGUACCCUUAGAAGUAGAAGUAGCGGAUAGUAAAAGUUAUUUGUUAUGUGAAAUUUGUAAGAAUUGCAAGAUAACCAUAGAAAACGAAGAAUUUGAAAUAGAUCUCAUUCCUAUGACUUUGGGGGAAUUCAAGGUGGUAGUAGGGAUGGAUUGGUUAUCCCGCUAUCACGCGGAAAUUCGAUGCGAGGCGAAAGUCAUUCAUGUAUUCUCACCUAGUGGGGCUCGAAUAAACAUUUGUGGGGAAAGAAAGUUAGAGACAAAACUGUGCACGAUUGUCGAGGCGGUGAAGCAUGCAAGGAAUGAGGGUAAGGUUUACUUGGCUUAUGUAGUGGAUACAAGACAGAAGGUGCCUGAAAUUGGAGAAGUAGAAGUGGUGAAUGAAUAUGCGGAUGUGUUUCCGGAUGAAUUACCGGGAUUGCCACCUGAGCGAGAGGUGGAAUUCCGAAUCGAAUUAAACCCGGGUGCCAAGCCAGUGGCUAAAGCUCCUUAUAGAUUAGCUCCCACUGAGAUGCGAGAGCUAAUGACACAGAUACAGGAAUUACUCGAUAAGGAUAAGUCUGUUAUAGUGUUUAUAGAUGAUAUCCUUGUGUACUCUCGUAGUAGAGCCGAACAUGCAAAUCAUUUGCGUGAAGUGUUAGAGAUUCUUCGGAAAGAGAAGUUAUAUGCUAAGUUUUCCAAAUGUGCCUUCUGGCUUAGAGAGGUGCAAUUUCUUGGCCACGUCAUUAAUAAAGAUGGUGUCUUGGUAGACCCAACUAAAGUAGAGGUUGUUGUGAACUGGGUUCCUCCUAAGAACCCGAGUGAAGUGAGAAGUUUUCUGGGUUUGGCUGGGUAUUACCGAAGGUUUAUACAAGACUUUUCCAAAAUAUCGUUACCUUUAACCAGACUAACCAAAAAGAAUGAGAAGUUUGUGUGGGGAGUUGAGCAAGAAAGGGCAUUCCAAACCUUGAAGAGUAAGCUGUCUGACGCCCCAAUUCUAACCCUACCCGAGGGUUCAGAAGAUUUGGUAGUAUACACUGAUGCUUCACAUCAGGGCUUGGGGGCUGUUUUAAUGCAACGGGGUAAAGUGAUAGCAUAUGCUUCAAGGCAGCUUAAACCACAUGAAAGUAACUACCCAACACACGAUUUAGAGUUGGCUGCGGUAGUAUUCGCGUUGAAACUGUGGUGA
This is a messenger RNA of Helianthus annuus (common sunflower), 1515 nucleotides long. RefSeq lists its product as uncharacterized. The transcript has 2 exons. NCBI's taxonomy places the organism in Eukaryota, Viridiplantae, Streptophyta, Magnoliopsida, Asterales, Asteraceae. Gene Ontology annotation, molecular function: zinc ion binding; aspartic-type endopeptidase activity; nucleic acid binding. Gene Ontology annotation, biological process: proteolysis. Bases 1 to 1515 code for a protein of 504 amino acids. The record is from RefSeq and is a predicted model, not a curated record.